UUAUUUCCAAUUUGGUUUAUGUCCAGGAUUUCUGGUCUAACAGCAGAAAAUCAAUUCUGUUACACACUUACAGGCUGCUGUAUGUGAAAUAAAUGUUGGCGAAACGAAUAGGCAUCACAAUUCAUGCUUAUCAAAUAUAUUGUUUUUUUUUUUUAUAUGUUAAACAUGACAAAGUUCAGCUUCGUGUAAAUCUUUUGUUCGCUAAAGUUAUAUUCUGUUAUAGAUUUUAAACCAGAAGCCGAGACGAAAACCAAAUUUGUAAUAAUUAAAUGUUAGAUGUCGUUUCUUCUUUUCGCUAUAAAAACUGAAUGGGAAUACAUAUUUAAAAGAUUAAAUUUCAACAAUGGUCGUUAAAAAGCGAAAUAUAUAUUUAUUAAUAAAAAUGUAUAUUUCCAUGGAAUGCUGAUAAGCUUCUUUUAAGAGCUCAUUCACAGGUUUAGCUAUGAAGCAAUCUUGUUUUCACAUCAUUUGAAAUUUCUCAGCUUAAACAAACACAAUGUCCCGUUUCUCGCAUUUAGGAGCGAUUUUUUUGGGAUGCCUCCUCUAUGGCGUUGCAGGCCAGCAUUGGAUAAUUCCCCCUUUGAGUGACUUGCAAAGUGGAGCAAACGAACUUUGCGGAUUGAGCAAUCCGGAUGGUCUGGGGAUCGACGUGAAAGUAACCGAUGGUUACUCCAGACCAGGUGAAUAUCCCUGGGUAGUUGCCCUCUUCAGCAAGGGACAAUUCUUCGCAGGAGGUUCUCUAAUUAAACCGGGAGUCGUCCUAACCGCCAGUCAUCUACUGGAAUCCAAGGUUGCAGAGGAUAUUAUGAUCAGAGCGGGAGCUUGGAACAUUGCAGCCCGAGCCGAACAGUUGCCACAUGAGGAGCGCCAGGUGACAAGUAUUGUGCGACACGAGAAUUUCACGUUUGCCACAGGAGGGAACAACAUCGCUCUCCUGUUCCUCAGCUUGCCGUUCGAGUUGAAGACCCACAUCCGAACCAUGUGUUUGCCCAGGCAGGGAAAGUCCUUCGACCAGGGACGCUGCUUUGUCGCCGGAUGGGGAAAAGUGUCGUACCAGGAUAGCCAACUAUCGAAUGUGCAAAAGAAAAUUCAAUUACCUUUGGUCAAUCGAGAAGUGUGCCAGGAUCAGUUGAGAAAAACCCCUCUCGGACCGGAUUCCGUGUUGCCCGACAGUCUGCUCUGCGCCGGCGGGGAAAGGAACAAGGACACUUGCAGGGGCGACGGAGGAUCUCCGCUCUUCUGUCCCAUGGAGGGAGACCCAGAGCGCUACGAACAGGCCGGCAUCGUCAACUGGGGCAUCAAGUGUGGCACGGAAAACAUACCGGCAAUCUACACAAAUGUGGCUUUGUUCCGCGAUUGGAUUGAUCAACACGUGGCCAAUAAGCCGCAAUUUUAG
Drosophila ficusphila is the source of this 1396-nucleotide messenger RNA. Its product is annotated as phenoloxidase-activating factor 2-like. Bases 497 to 1396 code for a protein of 299 amino acids. The record is from RefSeq and is a predicted model, not a curated record. Gene Ontology annotation, biological process: proteolysis. Lineage: Eukaryota; Metazoa; Arthropoda; Insecta; Diptera; Drosophilidae. The transcript has 2 exons. Gene Ontology annotation, molecular function: serine-type endopeptidase activity.